CGUAUGCCUUCACUCCCAAUACAAUCACAGUACUACCUCUGAUCUCCAAGCUACCUGCAGUAAGCUUGCUGCACCACACUUCACUUUUUGCAAUAAAAGUUCAAGCCGAAAGGAAAGUUUUUGUCAUCAGCAAAACCCUAUUUCCGAAUCGAAUCUCUCUUGAUUUUCUUCCCUAGUGUUGUAUACUUCCAAAAGGCAAAAACAGUGUUCUUCAAUCUUCAACAUCAUCACCCACUUCCGAUCCUUAGGUUCUGUAGCAAAUCCAGUAUUUUUUUUUUGUAGGUACUUUAUAAUAUUAACCCUAUUUCAUCCUCUGCCCUAGCAUUUCAGUUAUAGCUAGGCAAAUUGACCGUUUGUUCCUCAUCUAGUGUUUUGUUUAUUUUGCUCAAGCACUAAUUGAAUCUCGUUCUCAAUUACACAUCACCAAUCUCCAAAACCUAAUUAGACAUAUCCUAGAGGCCAUGUUUCCUCGUAGCAGCAGCGAUCAGGGCCCUUUUAUAUACACAAGCCCGUCCAUUUUGGAGAAGCCCUUCGCGAAUGAUGAAAAGACUAGCUCAGGACAGGAUCAAGAGCAUCCCUCGUCUUAUUCACACUUGUCCGCACCUUUUUUUGAGGAUGAUGAACUAUUUUUUAGUCACUUUCUUUCACAACAGAAGCUCUUUGUUUGUAGCAAUUCUCAAGCUGAGAUUGAAAAUAGUGUUGCGGCUACAGACAAGGCAACGGAUAACCGAAAGGAGGCGUGUAGCAACACUGUGGCCGAGCAGAUUCCUUCGAAAAGAAAAUUUCCAAACAAGAAAAGUAUUGGUGAUGCAAAACCGACGGGUCCCAGGAAGAGAACAGGGAAGAAGGACAGGCACAGCAAGAUCUGUACAGCUCAAGGACCUAGAGACCGUAGAAUGAGGUUGUCCCUUCAGAUUGCGCGCAAGUUCUUUGAUCUUCAAGACAUGUUAGGCUUUGACAAAGCUAGCAAAACCAUUGAGUGGCUAUUUUCAAAGUCGAGGACGGCAAUCACUGAACUAACAGAGAGCAUCUCACACGUGAAGCAAACUUGCAGUGACGGUGCCAAGAGUGUAUCAGUUACAUCCGAUAGUGAAGUGGUUUCAGAAAAUGUGGAGAUUGCGAGUGAUGGAGACCAAAGGGGUUUUUGUGCCGAUGUGGAAUCUUUCAACCGCGUGGCCACAGAGAAAACAAACAGAAAAUUACAUAUAGUUGCAAGGGAUUCCAGGAACAAGGCAAGAGCAAGAGCAAGGGAGAGAACAAGGAAAAAAAUGAUGAUCAGGGGCCAUGAGGUAUCAACAGAAAUAUCUGUAGGUCCAAACCCUAAUAAUAGCAAUUUGGUACGGUUAUGUUCUUCUAGCCCCCAGCUUGAAACUGGUAAUCAGGAAUCAUAUUUCCCCAGCCAAAACAUGAAAUCUUCUCCAAAAAUUGUAGCUGAAGUUGAAGAACGUUGCAGUCACUUGCUCGGACAUCAAAUCGAUUCUGUAUGCAUUAAUGAGAAUUUUCUGGGCAUUGUUGGUGCACCAACAUCAUCUAAUUUGGUUUUGAAUGAUUCACGCAAUGAUCUGGCAGCCUCGAGUGGGGGGAAUACCGAGGAAGAUUUUCCCGGAUUUCCUGUAAAUCUUAGCAGCAACAGCAACAACAAUGCUAAUAUGCAGUCUUUUUGCUGCACGACGAGUACAAACACGAAGUCAUCCACUGGAAAUGUCCAAUUGAGAAUCCCUAGUGCCAUGGGUACCUCAAAAUCCCAUGAAUUGAAGCAUACUUCGAUUUUCAUGACCACCUACAAUACCCAAGAGCAGAUCAUGCUUAAUUCAAUUUUCAGGAGCAGUACCCCAAACAUCCAAGAUCAAAACCGUAGUUCCAUUUUCUUUACCUCUUUGAACACUCAACGGGAAAACCCUAGUACAAACUUUUUGGCGACCUCAAUUAAUAAUUGUUUGCAGUCUCAUUUUCUCGGGAACGAGUUCUCUUGAUUUCCUUCAAUGGGUGACAAGAAUUGCGGUUUAUCCUGAUCAUGAGGUGCUGCUAUAUUUCAGAGCAUGAAGAAAACACAAUUAAAGGUGUGUACCAACUACUGCUAUAUAUAUAUAUACAGAUCAUAUGUUCUAUUGAAUUGUUUGAAUUCGAUCAGUACUGGUGAAUUAACUAUGUAUGAAAUUGAGUUGGGAGUUACAUCAUGUCAAACAUCACUGUAUUCAUGAA
Molecule: messenger RNA, 2202 nt
Organism: Juglans regia (Persian walnut)
Lineage: Eukaryota; Viridiplantae; Streptophyta; Magnoliopsida; Fagales; Juglandaceae
Product: transcription factor TCP12-like
Exons: 1
Coding region: 462-1973 (503 amino acids)
Biological process (GO): regulation of secondary shoot formation
Cellular component (GO): nucleus
Molecular function (GO): sequence-specific DNA binding; DNA-binding transcription factor activity
Source: RefSeq, a predicted model, not a curated record